GAGAAGAAGACGGCGGCGACGAUGACGCCACCACCUGCCGCCGUGGACUUCGCUGCCAAUCUGCAUUUACUAGCGGAUGUCGCUAUAGCGGAAAACAAGGUGGAGAAGGCUGCUCUUGACGUCGUAAUAGCCUCACACCGCCACUCCCGCCGCCAAGUCUCUCCGGGAAAGAAUGGUUUUGGAGAAAGUCAGGAGCAACAUCAACAACAGGGAUUUCGUCAAGAUGGCCGCCGCCGCCAUGCCCUGGACUCCGCCUGCGGCCCAUAAUAGAAGCAAGAGGGUAACACCUUCUCCCGAGCCCGCCGUCAAAGAAGAAGUGAAGAAGAAGACGAUCAAGAAAAGGGUCCAAAAUCACGACUUUCAAGGCCAGGCGCCGGCGGACUUGCCAGAGGCGUUCAGGCGGCGGAUCCGGGAGCUGGCGGGGCCGGACGCGGUCGUCUCCGAGGAGAGGCUUCUGAUCCAGAAGGCGCUGACGGCGAGCGACGUGGGGAAGAACCAAAGCAGGCUGACGAUGCCGGUGCGGAGGAUGGUGGGGAGCUGGAGGGGGUUCCUGAGGGAGGAAGAGGAGUGGGUGCUGAUGCAGAGGGAGGGGGGCAGGGUGGGGUCCAUCGACGGCGUGCCCCUCGUGGACCCCUCCCUGAGGCGGUGCGGCGUGAGCCUGCGGCGGUGGGUGAUGAGGAAGGGGAGGGGGAGGAGGAGCAGCGUCUCCCUCGUCAUCACCAAGAAGUGGAAGGAGAUCUUCACGCGCCUCCGGCUCACAGAGGGUUUGGUCGUCCAAGUCUGGAGCUGUCGGGUCAAUGAAGAGCUGUGGCUCGCGCUCGUUAGGGUAUGACAAAUGACCGUGCCAUUCUUUCGUUACUUCUCGUUGAUCAUUUGUGUACGUCGUUUAAUUGAUUAGUUGCCGUAACUUUGUUAUUUAAUCUGGUGUUUGCCACGGUUCGUUUGUCGUCCAAGAUUUGUUGCUGUUGCUGUUGUUGUUUUAGGGAUCAAAAUUAGGUAUAUACAUAAAUGUUCCUUGACAGU
Molecule: messenger RNA, 1023 nt
Organism: Cuscuta campestris
Lineage: Eukaryota; Viridiplantae; Streptophyta; Magnoliopsida; Solanales; Convolvulaceae
Source: the annotation of a GenBank genome assembly